AUGCUUAAAUUAAAAUUGGUGGUAGUUUUCCUUAGUUCGUUAAUUAAUUUACUAUAUGCCGAUUUACGUUAUGAUUUUAUUAAAGUACAUCCAUAUUUAAAUUAUGGUGAAGAGGUAUACCCAAAAGAAUGUUUCGCUAUCUUAAACUCUUUCUCUGACUCUGCAUCGAACUUUACAUUUUGUUCCUUAAUCAAUGCACGGCCAAUAAGAUUUUGUGAAAAUUGUGUUCAGCACUAUGUCACUUUCCACGAUAAGUUUAAAGAAUUGCAAACUACUGUUGUGAAUGGGACAUCUUGUGGGUCUAUCUUCAUGUCCCAAGACAGACUGAAUGUUAUACAGCAGUACCAUGAUAGUAUGUUAAGUGUUUGGACCAAAGGAAACUGUAAUGAUUGUUUUGAAUGGUCCAAUAAAACUGCAACCAUAAGGAACAGUACAACAAAAUUCUUUAAACUAUUUAAUGCAACAAUGGAUUGUAUUCUAACUAAUAUGGAUUCUGAUAAGCAUAUUGUAUGUGAAAAGUGCAUGCAGAUUUAUGUGCAACUGGACGAGUUCUAUAAAACUUUAAGCAAGGAUAAAAUAGGUGUAGACUGUGUCUGUAUGGAUAUUGUAGAUUCUAUGAAUACAACUAGAUCGAUUUGGAGUAAAACCUUAAAUUGCUGUAACCUAAGAAGAACGCCAGAAGUUGUAUUUUUAUUAUGCACUGCACUUAUAGCGUUUCUGCCUAUAUUAUUUUAUUUGACAGUUAGAUUUUGUGGACCAAUAAAAGAUCUACCAAAUGUCUUAAAACAAUCAAGAUUCAAGCAAUCCAUUUUAAGGACAAUUAAUAGCAGAAGAAGCAGUUAA
Molecule: messenger RNA, 843 nt
Organism: Leptosia nina
Lineage: Eukaryota; Metazoa; Arthropoda; Insecta; Lepidoptera; Pieridae
Source: the annotation of a GenBank genome assembly